Messenger RNA from Gastrolobium bilobum, 3300 nucleotides. RefSeq names its product disease resistance protein RPV1-like. Gene Ontology annotation, biological process: defense response; signal transduction. The record is from RefSeq and is a predicted model, not a curated record. Lineage: Eukaryota; Viridiplantae; Streptophyta; Magnoliopsida; Fabales; Fabaceae. Bases 1 to 3300 code for a protein of 1099 amino acids. Gene Ontology annotation, molecular function: ADP binding. The transcript is spliced from 10 exons.
AUGCCAGAGACAAAAUUGGAUCCAUGCAAGAGACAAUGCUGGCGUUCUAGAAGGGAGGUAUUGCCUCAAGGAAUUGUUGCUAGAACAUCUAAUUUGGAAAUGCGGCCCUUAUACAUAAAUAAUAGAGUUCCAAAGAACCCGUUGAAGUUGUUGUCUAUUGCAGCAGGAGUUAAGAAGAAAGAAAUUGUCAAAAAGGGUGUAGCGGCAACGCUAACGUUGGACAAUGCUCCUCAACAAAAAUAUGAUGUUUUUGUAAGCUUUAGGGGCAAGGACAUCCGCCACGGUUUUCUUAGCCAUUUGAUUGAGGCUUUUCAACGAAAGCAAAUAUUUGCCUUUGUAGAUGAUAAACUUGAGAGAGGAGAUGAAAUAUCAUCAUCACUUCUUAGAGCAAUUGAAGGCUCAUUCAUUUCGUUGAUCAUAUUUUCAAAAGACUAUGCUUCUUCUCAUUGGUGUUUGGAAGAACUUGUGAAAAUAGUUGAGUGCAGAGAGAAGUAUGGACAAAUUGUAGUGCCUGUUUUCUACAAGGCAGAACCCACGGAUGUACGGCAUCAAAAGGGGAGUUAUGAAAACGCACUUGCUGAGCAUGAAAAAAAGUAUAAUUCUACUAGGGUGCAAAUCUGGAGACGUGCUUUAAAUGAAUCUGCUAAUUUAUCAGGAAUUAAGUCAUCACAUUUUCGGGAUGAUGCUGAGUUGAUUGAAGAUAUUGUCAAUAUUGUGUUGAUCAGGUUAAGUAAGCACCCGGUUGACUCAAAGGGACUUAUUGGAAUUGAUAAACCAAUUGCACUUGUAGAAUCAUUGUUACAUCAACAGUCAAAGGGUGUCCGUGUUAUUGGAAUUUGGGGUAUGGGUGGGAUUGGUAAGACAACUAUUGCCGAAGAAACAUUUAACAAACUAAGUUCUGAAUAUGAAGGUUGUUGUUUUUUGGCAAAUGUAAGAGAAGAAUCAAGAAGACAUGGAAUAAUUUUUUUAAAGGAAAAGCUCUUUUCUACACUAUUAGCGGGAGAUGUGAAAAUUAACACACCAAAUGAAUUGUCCAAUAGUAUUGAGAGAAGGAUUGGUCGUAUGAAGGUUCUUAUUGUUCUAGAUGAUGUGAAGGAUCCAGAUCAACUAGAAAUUUUAGUUGGAGGUCAUGAUCGGUUUAGAACAGGUAGUAGAAUCAUUGUAACAACUAGAGAUAAGCAAGUGCUUACGGCAUACAAAGUUGAUGAUGGUGAUAUAUGUGAGGUAGGAGCAUUGAUGUUUGAUGAAGCACUUAAGCUUUUCAAUUUGCGUGCCUUCAAACAAAAUCAUCUUGAAAUGGAGUACUCUGAGUUAUCAAAGAGGGUGGUCAAUUAUGCCAAAGGCAUUCCAUUAGUUCUUAAAGUUUUGGCUCAUCUUCUUUGUGGAAAAGAUAAGGAAGCGUGGGAAAGUCAGCUGGACAAGCUUAAAAAUAUGCCAAGUACGAAAGUUUAUGAUGUAAUGAAACUGAGUUAUGAUGAUCUAGAUCACAAAGAGCAAAAGAUAUUUUUAGAUCUUGCAUGCUUCUUCAGUGGGUUGAAUUGGAAUGUGGAAGAUUUAAAAAUUAUAUUGAAAGAUCAUGAAAGUGAUAAUUCAGUGGCUGUUGGGUUAGAAAGGCUGAAAGACAAAGCUCUUAUAACUAUUUCUAAAAGUAAUUUUGUAUCUAUGCAUGAUAUUUUACAAGAAAUGGCUUGGGAGAUUGUUCGCCAAGAAUCUAGUGAAGACCCUGGAAGUCGCAGUCACUUGAGGGGUACUGAUGUGAUUCAUGAAGUAUUGUUGAAUGACAAGGGGACUGAGGCCAUUAGAAGCAUACAGGUGGACUUGUCAGCAUUUAAUCAGUUGAAGUUAAGCUCUCACAUAUUUGCUAAGAUGAGCAAACUACAUUUUCUGCGUAUUGAUGACAUACAUGAUUCACGCUACUUGAAUUAUCUUCCUCAAGGGCUUCAAUCUUUGCCAACUGAACUAAGAUAUCUUUUUUGGGUGAAAUACCCUCUUAAAUCCUUGCCAGAGAAAUUUUCUGCAGAAAAACUUGUAUUAUUCUACUUGGCACUUACUUCUGUGGAAAAACUUUGGGAUGGAGUGCAGAAUCUUAUGAAUUUAAAAAGAGUUCACCUUCAUUCUUGUAAAGUCUUGAAGGAGCUACCAGAUUUUUCAAAAGCACCAAAUCUUGAAGUGCUGAGAAUAUCUUGGUGUGCAAAGUUGACCAACGUACAUCCAUCUAUUUUCUCACUCGAAAAGCUUGAGAAAUUGUAUAUAAAGAAUAUGAUAGAGUUGCAUUUAUGUUUCACGGGCUUGAGUGCAUUGCCCUCAUAUUUUGGACGUCAAAGCAAGCUUAAAAUCCUAAGUCUUCGAGGAAGUCCCAUUGAGAGCUUGCCUUCAUCCAUCAAGAAUCUUACAAGACUGCAAUAUGUAGACGUAUUUAAGUGCCAGAAGCUUCGGACUCUACCAGAGCUUCCCCCAUCCCUUGAAACACUAGAUGCUGGGAGGUGCAUAUCACUGAGGACUGUAUUGUUCCCUUCAACAGCCGCUGAACAAUUCAAGGAAAAUAGGAAACGGGUUAUGUUCUGGAAUUGCGGGAACUUGGAUGAACAUUCUCUUGUGGCUAUUGCAUUAAAUGCACAGAUCAACAUGAUAAAAUUAGCAUAUCAACAUAUAUCUGCGCCAGAAUAUGAUAAUGUUGAAAAUUAUGACGAUUACAAUGAUCACCGUGAUCCCUGUCAAGCAGCAUAUGUCUACGCGUAUCCAGGAAGUGGUGUUCCAGAGUGGUUUGAGUAUAAGACCACAAAUGAUCAUAUUAUUAUUGAUCUCUCUUCUCCACAUUAUUCCCCUCAGCUAGGCUUCAUUUUCUGCUUCAUCGUUGGCAAGCGCUUUUUUCUUGAUCUUAUGAAAUUUAAGAUCACUAUCCGGGAUGGUGAGGGUAGGGGUAAAAAGGAUAGUGUUGAAAUGUACUUGCGUAGUUUCGACUUUAUUAAAUUGGAUCAUGUCUGUGUGAUGUACGACCAACGAUGCUCUCUCUACCUAAAUAGCAUAGCCAAAAAUCAGACAAGGCUGGUAGCCAAGGUUACAGCAAGCAUAGCAACCAACGGCCAUGAAGAUAGAGUGUUGUUGAAAGGACUUGGGGUCAGCCUAAUAAAUGCCUCGGCAUAUCACAAUUUCACGCAACAAAUGGAAUCGCGGAUGUACCGAAGCAAGAAGCUCCUUCCUUUAUCAACUUCUUUAGCACUUGCUGCAAAACUUGGAAGUGCUGAAGCUGUGGCUCUUUCCCUUGGUUCUGGCAUUCUUAUGAAUAUGAUCCAAACAUAA